Phytomonas sp. EM1 is the source of this 1161-nucleotide messenger RNA. The record is from the annotation of a GenBank genome assembly. NCBI's taxonomy places the organism in Eukaryota, Euglenozoa, Kinetoplastea, Trypanosomatida, Trypanosomatidae.
AUGGGCCCUGCUGCUGUCACUUAUUCCAGCAGACUUCUCCGAAGGCAACACUUGCGGGUGAAGCUGGGAAUGGACGGCCGUGAGUACUGGUGCUCAGUACGAUUCAUCACUUCUAUCCAUCCACAUGCAACAGAUACAACCAAGAGAACUGCGCACGAACCUUUUACCCUCAACCACCUCGCACCCACUCACACAGCUUUUUCCCCAGAAUUGACUAGUUUUGCCCACACCGAUGCACACCUUGAGCGCUCAGGGAGGGCUCCGGAGUAUCUUGCAGAGGGAAUUCACCCUGAUGCACAGGGUAACAGUGGCCAGUCCGAGAGGAGCAUGAAAUGCAUGCGAGUGCGGCGCCUUAAGAUGCUAGAGGCACCUCAUCGCGACGAACUUGGGUAUCUUCGUGAUUUGCUUACCCAGUCCGAGAGAUACCGCAUUGCGGAGGCCAGUGAUAGCAUUAGAAGUGGGGCUAUGAAGAAUUCAUUGAGAUGCACCACUGGCGGAGACCCAUCGCUUUCAGUGUGCAAAACCCACGAAGAGAGACAAGAAAAGUGCGCACGUGGAGAAAAAGCUUUAACGCUGCAGCGCACCACACAAAGGGGGCAAGUGGUAUUCAUGGCGUGCUGCAUUCGCUGUCAGGUAAAUAGUAUAAAUGACAGGAACGAACGAAGCCUUACGAGUGUGUCGGAAAUGGGUCCCACAGCCCAUGGCCAUUAUACUUCUUCGAGAUACGUCGGCGUCAAUUACGCACUUCACCACUGCGUGAAUCGUGGUCAGACGCUUAGGGGAAUUCUCAAGGGUUGUGCGGAGCAGAACGCCUUUGGGGCUGUUGCGGCCAGCGGUCAGCCAUAUACUGCGGUAUCGCACAUGUACUUGGCAUCCUGUCUGACGGUUGGGGUGAGCCCUGCGGGGCCUCAGGGGGCAGCUAUCGCCCGGAGCGACCAUACGAACUCCCUUGCAGCCUUGGAUGGGGUGGGGUUACCCUGCCCGGAGUGCUGGCGGCAUAUUGAACGGGUAGCCCGAGCAAGACGCGAGGAAAAGCUUCCACCGAUGUAUCUUUACUUGUGCGUGCCUACUGAGAAGGCCGCCCUGAGGGCGAUGUCACGUGCCAGGCAGCAAAUCUCACACCUUAAAGGUUACAUUGAUAUUAACUUUGUGAUCGAGUAG